AUGGCUCAUCUUGACAACUUCGUCGACCGUCAGCAUCAACUCUUCGGCGUGAUCUCACGCGCAGUCGAAAAUUUAAAGAAGCUCGGCGCCUCCAAAACUAAUCGCGACAAUGUGCAAAGUCGCAUUGAAGCCUUGAAGGCGAACUGGGAAAAGUUCCAAUCUAAUCAUGAAAGCACCUUUCGAUCAAGCACGUCCGAAGACCGAAAGCUACCGUAUUUCCGGGACGAUAUUUAUGCGCAAUGUGAGGAAGAAUUUAUGAGCGCGUACGGCUCGAUGCUCAACACACUCGAGAACUUCGAUCCGACGGCGACUCACAAUACGUCUUCCGCCGACGCUUCACUCAACGCCGCUACCGUUUCGCGAUCUCGACGACUGCCUCGCAUCGAUGUGCCGAAAUUCUACGGCGAGUACUCGCAAUGGCCUCAUUUCCGGGAUCUGUUUGUCUCUAUCAUUAUUGAAAAUUCCGACGUAUCAGCGGUUAAAAAAUUACAUUACUUGAAAAUGAGUCUGUCAGGCGAUCCUGCUCAACAUCUGAAGAACAUCGCGAUCUCGGGCGAUAACUUUACACGCGCUUGGACAAGUCUUGUAGAGCGCUACAAUAACAAACGCAUUCUCAUCAACGCUCAACUAUCUUCGUUAUUUACAAUUCGCAAGGUCAAAACGGAGAAUCCCGCCGAUCUCAAAAGGCUAAUAGGCGAUCUAAAGGAAUCGCUCGGAGCUCUCAAAACCCUGGGAUGCCCGGUCCGUCAAUGGGACCUCAUCAUUAUCUUUAUGAUGGUCCGGAAGCUCGAUUCCGAAUCUCUAAAGGAGUGGGAAAAAAAUCUUGGCGCACAACCAACCCCCCCAUCCUUCGCGGAAUUCGAAACGUUCCUAGUGAAUCGUCUCUGCACUCUUGAAGCGCUCGAAAAUUCGCUACCGCGAAAACAACCGAACAGCUCAAAUCCCUCUCGGACCUCGCUGAGCGCACGUGCCCAUACAGCCGCCGCCAGGGAACAAAAGUGCGCGUUGUGCUCCGCGGAACAUUAUAUCUCAUCGUGUCCGAACUACCCUGAGAAGACAACGGAUCAACGCCGGGAGGUCGUCACCUCGAAAGGUCUGUGCUUCAAUUGCCUAGGGCCGCAUCCGAUCAAGACGUGUCGGAAUUCAAAGCGCUGCCGCACUUGUCGCAAUCACCAUCAUACGACUCUACACCCGCAAACCUCCGACCUGCACUCUGCCGCGACACCCUCGACCUCGCCUCCGGCGAACUUCGCGUCAGUGUCUUCGGCUCACGCCCGUGUGCUACCAGAAAGCCAUGGGGCCCCCCUGCGCGAAACUGAACAAGGUUCUCCCGUAAGAUCACACCUCGCUAGUCGCGCUCCGACCCUGCUUGCGAUCGCGCUUGUGAACGUUCUCUCUCGAAGAACUGAACCGGUUUUACUUCGCGCUUUACUUGACCAGGGCUCGGAAGUGUCGUUUAUAUCUGAAUCCGCCGUUCAACUCUUAAAGCUCCCGCGCCGCUGUGUUUCAACUCCAAUCAUCGGCAUCAGAGCCCGACGCAACAGCGUUUCCAACGGCUCGGUAUCUCUCACUCUCAGAUCCCGGAUAAAUCCGACGAUAUCGCUCGACCUCGAGGUUCUAGUACUCCCGCAACUUACGGCUCUGCUGCCUACCGCUCAACUCGAACAUCGGCAAUGGUCGCAUCUGCAAGAUCUCUCGCUAGCGGAUCCAAACUUUACGUCUCCUGGAAAAAUCGACUUGCUCCUCGGAGCAGAUAUUUACGCUCAAAUAUUAGAAAAGGGCCUCCGCCGCGGAGAAGUUGGAACGCCCAUCGCUCAAAAGACGUCCCUCGGAUAG
Ooceraea biroi (clonal raider ant) is the source of this 1836-nucleotide messenger RNA. RefSeq lists its product as uncharacterized. Lineage: Eukaryota; Metazoa; Arthropoda; Insecta; Hymenoptera; Formicidae. The record is from RefSeq and is a predicted model, not a curated record.